AUUUGGCUACCCUGUUUCACUUUCAUGGUUCGUUCGUUAAGUGAGAGAAGUCAGGCCAAAGAAUCCACCCACCCGUCGAUCCAAGCAAUGUGCGGCUAAACCGCCCUUGAAAACACGCCCCUUUUCUGCCUGUCAUCAUGAUUGGUGGGCUCUUCAUCUACAAUCAUAAGGGCGAGGUGCUCAUUUCACGGGUUUACCGAGAUGAUAUUGGUCGGAACGCGGUGGACGCGUUCCGCGUGAACGUGAUCCACGCCCGCCAACAAGUCCGCUCGCCCGUGACGAACAUUGCGCGCACGUCGUUCUUCCAUAUUAAGCGGUCGAACAUUUGGCUGGCCGCCGUCACCAAGCAGAACGUGAACGCCGCCAUGGUGUUCGAGUUCCUCCUGAAGAUGUGCGACGUCAUGGCCGCCUACUUCGGCAAGAUCUCCGAAGAGAACGUCAAGAACAACUUUGUCCUCAUCUACGAGCUCCUGGAUGAACUCUUGGACUUUGGCUAUCCCCAAAACACGGACACUGGUAUCUUGAAGACCUUCAUCACCCAGCAAGGCAUCAAAUCCACGAGUCGUGAGGAGCAAACCGCCAUCACGUCGCAGGUGACCGGUCAAAUCGGAUGGCGACGUGAAGGCAUCAAGUAUCGUCGCAACGAGCUCUUCCUCGACGUCUUGGAGUACGUCAACCUACUCAUGUCCCCUCAAGGCCAGGUUUUGUCGGCUCACGUGGCGGGUAAAGUGGUGAUGAAGUCGUAUCUGUCGGGUAUGCCCGAGUGCAAGUUUGGUAUUAAUGACAAGAUCGUGGUGGAUGCCAAGGGGAAAUCGGGCGAAGAGACCAGUCGCACCAAGAGCUCCAUCGCCAUCGAUGACUGUCAAUUCCAUCAGUGCGUCAAGUUGAGCAAGUUCGAAACCGAGCAUGCCAUUUCGUUCAUUCCACCCGAUGGUGAAUACGAAUUGAUGAGAUAUCGGACCACCAAAGACAUAUCUCUUCCGUUCCGAGUGAUCCCGUUGGUGAGAGAGGUAGGUCGGACCAAACUCGAGGUCAAAGUGGUCAUCAAGUCCAACUUCAAGCCGUCGCUGUUGGCCCAGAAGAUCGAGGUUCGCAUCCCGACCCCGCUCAACACCUCCGGAGUUCAAUUGAUCUGCAUGAAAGGCAAAGCUAAAUACAAAGCCUCCGAGAACGCCAUUGUCUGGAAAAUCAAGCGAAUGGCUGGCAUGAAGGAGUCUCAAAUCUCGGCUGAGAUCGAGUUGCUCCAAACUGAUAGCAAAAAGAAAUGGACCCGCCCACCGAUUUCCAUGAACUUCGAGGUCCCAUUUGCUCCUUCGGGCUUUAAAGUUCGAUAUCUGAAGGUGUUCGAGCCGAAACUUAAUUAUUCCGAUCACGACGUCAUCAAAUGGGUGCGAUACAUUGGCCGAAGUGGACUCUACGAAACCCGAUGCUGAGGGUUAGUCGUUUGUUUGUUCCUUGGCUCUGGAAUUUGGGUGUUCAUUCUUUCGAAAAAGAACAUUUUUUCCACCCUCACCAUCCUCCUCCUUAUUCCCCUUAUGAGCAUUUGAAAUAGAUCUUAGCUACUGUUACUACUUGAGAUGAUGGGAGUGGUUUUAGAAAGGAGCUAAUUGGUAUGAAUCAUGAAGGAAACCACUCGUAAUUUAUGUUUAAGAUGAAUGAUCAUCUGGUUCUUGAAAUCAAUAAAAGACCUUUUAUUUGUA
This is a messenger RNA of Tigriopus californicus, 1700 nucleotides long. It is a transcript of the gene AP-2mu, whose product is annotated as AP-2 complex subunit mu. Gene Ontology annotation, cellular component: AP-2 adaptor complex; cytoplasmic vesicle. Lineage: Eukaryota; Metazoa; Arthropoda; Copepoda; Harpacticoida; Harpacticidae. The transcript has 7 exons. The coding region runs from base 138 to 1433 and encodes 431 amino acids. The record is from RefSeq and is a predicted model, not a curated record. Gene Ontology annotation, molecular function: clathrin-cargo adaptor activity. Gene Ontology annotation, biological process: clathrin-dependent endocytosis; intracellular protein transport.